Seminavis robusta is the source of this 1317-nucleotide messenger RNA. The record is from the annotation of a GenBank genome assembly. NCBI's taxonomy places the organism in Eukaryota, Bacillariophyta, Bacillariophyceae, Naviculales, Naviculaceae.
AUGAUGCAUGGCUGUAGUGGUGGAACACAAAACAAACUUUGGCCUUUGCCGAACCAAGAAGGCACCAUCAUGAUGCGGCCGCCACCUCGCCAUUCUACUACUACUAGCAAAUCGCCGAGCAACAGCAGCAAAUUGUCCCAAUACUUGGACUUUGGAUCACAGGAUGUAGAGGAGGCGCUUCCAGGUCUCCACACGCUCAGUGAGGUGACAGAAGAAGACGAAGAACGAACGUUCGAUGAAAGCUUGAGGCGACAACAAACUCACGACAACCUCUUGGAUGAAACUCUGGUGGAUCAAGGCAGUAUUCUUGGCGGCGUCUAUAGUAUAGAACAAUCAUCAAGUCCAGGAACUAUCAAUAGCCCCCCAAAGCAACUGGAAGGCGAAAGCCUCAUCGCCUUCAGUCGAUCCAAACAGCUAUUGGAUGAAACCCUCUUUGAGCAGCACGUCGAUCAUCAAGAUGACGGCAAUGAUGAAAGGGGUCAAAGUCUCGACAAAACAUUGGCAGAACUACAGCACAUGGAUGAAUCGUUGGCAGAGCCAAGUAGCUUUGAUCGCUCUUCAUCGGCACUAUUAUUGAAUGAGACACUGGCGGAGCAAAACCCCCAUCGAAACGAAUUUGUGGACAAGUUGGGGCCCAUGUACGAGUUCUACCGCAGUGACUUGCCCAGUCAGAUUCCAGAAAUUCUCUUUUUCAUCCGCCACGAUGGCAAGUGUGACAUGAUGCUAGCCGAUAUCCUCAAUGAACUGGCUCAUGCACUGUACGAAUGCCCCGAACCGACCUGCCAGGCAAUGGUCGCCUUGGGUGUCAUGUCUUGUAUUCGCAAGAGAAUUGAUGAUACCAACCUGGAACAACAAUUGCAGACGCUUCGGGUCAUGGAUGGCUAUUGUCGUGUCAUGAAUGCCGGAAAAGAUAUUCCACAUUUGGUAGAACAUGCUAUUGUCACUGGUCGACGCUUCCCUUCCAACAAUACCAUGGCACACUUGGCAAUCCGCAUUUUGAAGCAUGCAGUCCCAGUGGCAAGCUCGCAAGAGUGGUUUCCCACAUUGGUCAAGUCCAAAAUGAUUGACUAUGCCGCCAAAUUAUUGUUGGAACAACAACAUUGGAGUGGAAAAGACUUGCGGCUCCAGCAAUCUGCCGUUCAGCUGUUGGUGGAUGCCAGCAAGUUUCCUUUUGUCCGUCGUCAGGCCACAUUUGAGCGGGCUGGAGCCAUUGCUGCCUUGCAGACACAUGUUGGUAGAUUGGGAAAUACAAAGGGUGCUGCCUACAAAGAAUCUACAAAUGCCUUGGAGACUAUUCUUCUUUCGUUUGGGGAAUAA